Molecule: messenger RNA, 2894 nt
Organism: Oryza brachyantha (malo sina)
Lineage: Eukaryota; Viridiplantae; Streptophyta; Magnoliopsida; Poales; Poaceae
Product: pentatricopeptide repeat-containing protein At5g47360-like
Exons: 7
Coding region: 315-1724 (469 amino acids)
Molecular function (GO): protein binding
Source: RefSeq, a predicted model, not a curated record
CUGGCGGGAUCGACACGGAGAGCGGAGCCGUGGAGGCACCGGCCGUCGGCCUUCCUUUCCCCUUUCUUGAUUUGAUUACCAAGAACAAGAAAAACCGAGCUGUUGAUUAUUCAUCUGAUUAAGUGAGUUCUGCUUCACAACCUCUGCAAUGGAUAACUAUGACUGGGGCUCCACACCAACAUUGUUGACAAGAUCAGGAUGAGCUACAUCAGCGAGAAAUCCAUGGCCAUCAGAUGGAGGAAUGAGACAGCCUAGGAGCACAAUUACAUUACUGAUUGCAUCCCUUAACCAAACACUAUCCAAACCGGCACAAGAUGCCACCACAGCGUCCGUGCCUGUCCCUCAUCCGGUGCCUCUCCAGUUAUGGUGAUGGCGAUCUCACCACCCUCCUCUUGGUCCUCCGCUCGCCGCCAACAUCCUCCACGUCGCUCCAGCGCACCCUCACCAGUGCUUUCCCAUCUCCCUCCAACUCCUUUCCCCUUCAGAAACUCCCCUACCUCCUCCCGCUCCUCCCCUCCCCCCUCCUCUCCCUCCAGUUCCUCCUGUGGCGCCUGCCCCCCUCCUUGCCACUCCCGUCUUCAUACACCCUCUCCUCGCUCGCCGCCUCGCUCCCUGAUCUCCCAUCCUCCAUGCCCCUCCUCCUCUCUUCUUCACCACAACCUCUCCCCCUCAGGCACUAUGCCCUCUUACUGAGCAUCUCCGCACACGCUGGCCUGUUUCCCACCUCCCUUGCCAUCUUGCGACACAUGCAUUCUUUCAGCCUCACCCCUGAUGUUUCCUGCUUCCUCUCCGCCCUUCGCUCAGCGAGCUCUCCCAGCGAUGUCUGCACCAUUCUCAGUAUCAUGUCAGUGUCUAGUGUCUCACCAAGUGUCCCACUGGUUGUGACCUCGGUUCAUAAGCUGGCAAACGCAGGGGACUUUGUUGGUGCCCGCCGGCUCAUCAAGAAAAUGCCAGAGUUUGGGUGCGUGGCCAAUGUGACUGUGUACACUGCGUUGCUCGAUGGGAUGUGCAAUUUCGGGGAUGUGGAUGCCGCGUUGGGACUCAUGGAAGAGAUGGAGGGUGGUAGCUUGGGCACAGGGUGUGCACCCACCGUGGUGUCCUAUACGUGUUUGGUGAAAUGCCUGUGUGGUAAUAGGAGGAUGGUGGAGGCACUGGGCGUGCUGGAAAGGAUGACAGGGAGAGGGGUGAUGCCCAACCGGGUGUUUGUGCGAACACUUGUCAGUGGGUUUUGUUCAGAAGCAAGGGUCAUGGAUGCUUAUGCUGUGGUGGAGCGUGUGGUCAGCGAUGGGAGCAUGUCAAGCGAGCAAUGCUACAAUGUUCUGCUUGUUUGCCUGUGGAAGGUUGGGAUGGAGGGUGAAGCUGAAGGAGUUGCGCAGAGGAUGAUGAAGAAAGGGGUGCAGCUGAGCCCACUGGCAGGCACUGUAAUGAUCAGAGAGCUCUGCAAUAGGAACAGGUUACUGGAUGCUUGCUACUGGAUAGGAGUCAUGGAAAAGAAUGGGGUGAUCUGUGACACUGAUGUCUACACUGGUCUGUUGCUUAGGCUGUGUGCGGAAGGGCAUGUUGGUGAGACCUUGGUGUUGACGAGGAAGGUUGCUGAGAGGGGAAUUCUCAUAGAGGCCUAUUGUGCUGAUCGUUUGAUGGAGUUGCUUAAGCAAUAUGGUGAUGAGGAUCUAGCAUCACGUAUAUCAAGACUGAGAAGGUGCUCUGAAGUGCUAUCACAUUGACCAAUGUGUGAUUCCAACCCUCAUAUAAUUUAUGAAGAAUAUCAUGGUUAGUUGAGUUCAAAUCAAGAAAAUUGCUUCUGUGCUGCAUGAUUACUGCAAGAGAAGGCUCUGGGAGUUUGCUACGGUGAAAUAGAUUGGUUGGGGGGAGGGGGGGGGGGGGGGGGGGAGGUGCAGCACAGUGAUUUGCGUGAGCAAAAUGUGUGCGAUUUGCCCAUUUCCUUUGGUUUAUCUGAAGAACUCAGUCCAGAUCCAAAGGGUGCUUGAGGCCGUGUAAAUUAUGGUUGCGAUGGAACUCAGCGGCCAAUUCUAAUCAAAAUCAGACUACAGAUUUAGAGCCAGAAUACUCCAACCUGAAUUCUUUGACAGGUUCAAAUGAGUUGAUCUUAAGGAAGAAGGCAUUGAACAGUUGGUACUUCUGCUCGUUUUUCCUUCCCCACGAGUAUAGCAUGAUGUGCCCAAGUCACGGCAGCAACUUAUACUCGAUAGAGUCUUGUGAUUACUAAAAGCCGUUUCACCCUCAUGGAAAGAAGAAUUUCAGUAUACAGCAUAUGCAACCAAUGCAUAUGUUGCCUUAGGAUCACUUUGGAAGCCAGCAUUACAAGGAAAUUGCGAAUGUGGAGCGCAUAUGUUUUUACUAUGCAGGGAACAGGUCGGUCAAGCUUAGUACUGCUUUUCACGCUCAACAUAGAGGUAGUGGAUCCAAACGUGCUAACUGCUAAGCGCAACCAGAUGAGUAAUUUGGAAGCUAAGCUUGAUGACCUGCGAAGAGAGAGCUCUUUUAAUAAUGGGGUUAUAUUCCCACAUGUUAUUUUUGUCACCCAGCACAUUUCCCUCCUGAACUGCAAAAACCAACCGACGAUGCUGAGCUAGAAAGGUUAAUGCAGAGAAGUACGGCAGUGUGCGGUUACGUGUCAAUUCAGAAAUACUGGGGGAAAGGCAAAAGAAAGAUAAAGAGGAUGUUCUCUGAAUUAGCGCGGUUUUAUUUUUGGUUAUGCGGGCUAAUAUACUUAACAAGGCAAAUUUACUGCUGGAUCUGGAGUGGUGUUGGAAUUUAAACGAGUUUAUAUAGUCGAGGAAUCACAGGGUUUAGGUUUAGGGUGAUUGUUUGGCGUCAUAUUUGUAAGCGAAAAAUAAUUUUAGAAUAUGUUGGAUAUAUGUAUUCUUAGUGAU